AUGGAGUUCAAGAGGCUCAGGCAAGACAUCUGUGUAGAUUCUAUUUCAUCCCUGAAAGAAAACAAGCAACCUGAAGGUUUGGAAUUAAAACAAGGCAAAGGGGAAGAUAGUGAUGUACUCAGUAUAAAUGCAGAUGCUUAUGACAGCGACAUAGAAGGCCCAUGCAACGAAGAAACAGCUGCUCCUGAGGCCCCAGAAAAUACAGUUCAAAGCGAAGCUGGUCAGAUAGAUGACCUGGAGAAAGACAUUGAGAAAAGUGUGAAUGAGAUUCUAGGACUGGCAGAGUCUAGUCCAAAGGAAUCCAAGGCAGCCACCCUGACUGUUCCUCCACCAGAAGAUGUUCAACCUUCUGCACAGCAGCUGGAGCUGCUAGAACUUGAGAUGAGGGCAAGAGCAAUUAAGGCCCUGAUGAAAGCUGGUGAUAUAAAAAAGCCAGCCUAGGUACUUACUUGAGUCUGAAUUUUAGGUGUGUUUGAACAAAGCCAUGUCAUAUAAUUUCUUAUCUGAAGUUUAUUUUGGUCUAAUAUUUCUCAUGUAACCCUUAUAAGGUAAAAUCAUCUUAGGCCUAAAAUACCUUUGGUUGUUUUUGAUUGCUUUGAUAUUAUAGAUGUGUGUUAUUGUCUUAUGAAUUCAUGGCAAAUAUAGUUGGAUAGCCUGGAUAAUUUGUUUAAUGAGUAUUUAGCUAUAUCUGCAAACUAAUGUCUUAAAAGCCAUUAGCAAAGAAUCAUGGUAUUUUUUUCUUUAUUUUUAAAUGUUUUGGCACCAAACUUAAAAGCUUAAGAAAGAUUGACCAAGCAUGUUUCUCUUAAGGCUACCUGUAUUUUGUGAUAGAAAUAUUAAAUUGUUGCUCCGAGAUUUGUUAACAAUUUAAGAUAUUUAAUUUUGCUUAUGUGCACUUUUAAAAUAUGUACUGUUUUGAAGACGCCUUGUAUGGGUGUACUUCCUAGUUAAAACUGAGUAACAGUUUUUGUUGUAAGACGUAGAGAUCUGAAAUGGCCGAGAAAAACUUUUUUUUUUUAUAAAAGAAGAAAAGGACUUAAUUUAAGGCAAUUUUUAACAACGUAGAACUAAUUGCCUUGUUUAUUAAUUCAAGCAGACAAGCCAUUCUAACAGGUAUUUGAUACUAUUGGAGAUUUUAAGUUUUUUUUUUUUUGGUAAUAAACAAAUUUUCAUUUACAUUCCAAGCUAUCAGAAAAAGGAGAGUAUUUUAUUGUAUAGGAUUUUGUCUGGUGUUGUUGCUUAAAGAUCUCAUGUGCUAUAAUUCCAUGAAUCACAAAUAAUAAAAGACCAUAUAAUUCUGGAUCUGAAGACUUUUGAUACUUUUCCAAAAACCAAAUUAAUUUCAAGAACCUUUGAUAAGUUGAUGUUAUAAUUAAUCUAAUUUUGUAUAGUUUUUGUAAAUAAAGUAACAUCCUAUUACAAUUACA
Molecule: messenger RNA, 1427 nt
Organism: Galeopterus variegatus (Sunda flying lemur)
Lineage: Eukaryota; Metazoa; Chordata; Mammalia; Dermoptera; Cynocephalidae
Product: caspase activity and apoptosis inhibitor 1-like
Exons: 4
Coding region: 1-441 (146 amino acids)
Source: RefSeq, a predicted model, not a curated record